UUUAGCCUACCUGGUGGUGAGUCGGUAUACUGUAGGCAGCAAUGGCGAUCAUCAAGUGAUUUUUAAUGUAUAGGUGCUCGGGCUACUGAGUCGCUGCCAAAUUAGAGUUUAAGCUGACAUAAUGCCUUCAACAUCAGCCGACAGUAAUGGUGAAGAUGCCCCAGCGGUCGACGAUCCAACUGGCGAGCUACAUUCAGAGUUGGUAACGUUAGAGGGGGUUUCGGGCCUGAAAUCAGACGAUAAGUCGUGCGUCACCGAGGACGGGGAAAGAGUUGAAGCUGAUGGCGGGCAGGAAAAACAUGAGGAUGACAAGAAACCUUCACCUGAGCAUGCCGUCGUUAAUGACGAACAGAUAACGGUGGACUGCAAAAGUGAAAUGAUAGCUGCUAUCAAUGAAAACGAAAACAAUGUUUCGACGACGCUCGAAAAUGACAGUAGUGGUCCUGAACGCGAAGAUGCGACACUGAAGGCAGUGAAACAACAGGUAUCAGAUGAAAAUGACUCUCCUGCAAAUAAACAGUGCACUGGAUGUAAACCAAACGAUGAUAGUAAUGUUACAGACAAAACUGUGAACGAGGGCAGCGAAGAUGACAACAAGAGACGAGUUAGCAUAGAAAUGUCGUCUUCUGAUGGAGAGCCACUCAGUCGCAUGGACUCCGAAGACAGCAUCAGCAGCACGCUGAUGGACAUGGAGAGCACGGCGUCCAGCGGUCGCUCCACGCCGGCCAUGAUGAAUGGCCAGGGCAGCCUCACACCCACCUUGGGCAAGAGCGUGGCCUACGCCUGCUGCUGGGACCACUGCCUGGACCACCAUGGCUCCAGCCCCGACCUGGCGGAACACAUCCGCACUGUACACGUGGACGACCAGCAGGGAGGGGAGUUCAGGUGUCUGUGGAAGGGCUGUAAGGUGUACAACACACCAUCCACCAGUCAGAGCUGGCUGCAAAGACACAUGCUGACCCACAGCGGAGACAAGCCCUUCAAAUGUGUGGUAGGAGGCUGCACUGCGAGCUUCGCCUCUCAGGGUGGGCUGGCGAGACAUGUGCCCACCCACUUCAGCCAGCUGAGCUCAUCCAAGGUGUCCAGUCAGGGCAAGCUGAAGGAAGAGUCCCCGUCCAAGGCUGGCAUCAACAAGAGACGCAAGCUGAAGAUCAAGCGGAGGAGAUCUCUGCCCCGGCCGCACGACUUCUUCGACGCGCAGACCAUGGACACCAUCCGGCACCGAGCCAUCUGCUUUAAUCUGGCGACCCACAUGGAGAGCCUGGGUAGUGGGCAUAGUGUGGUCUUCCACAGCACGGUAACAGCCAGACGGAAAGAGGAUUCCGGCAAGGUGAAAGUUCUGUUGCACUGGACGCCAGAGGACAUCCUGCCAGAUGUGUGGGUGAACGAGACUGAGCGAGGCCAGCUGAAGACCAAAGCGGUGCACUUAUCCCAGCUGCCCCGGGACACAGCCGUGUUGCUGGACCCCAACAUCUACCGAACUCUUCCCCAGAAGCGACUGAAGCAGAGGAUGCUUCUCUAGCCAGAGGAAGAUGCUGCAUCAGCUCACCGCAGCCCUUAAGUAUACCGGGUGUGGAAGAGCUUCUUCUCUCCGCGUCUCCAUCGCCGUAUCUAUCUUCUCAAACACACAUUAUUUUGGUUAAACACAUUGUUCAAGAUGUCCAGAAUAUGAAAAGUCAGAAUUUUUAUAACAAUUAUAAUAUUUUUUGUCUUCUUUGGUACUUCAGUACUUUCUUCAAUAUGUGUGUGAUCCAGUGGUUGUGUUUUAUGAAAGCAUGUAUGAAUGUGUUGCUCAUGAACAUUUAAAAAAUUUAUUGUUUAAUUUAUUUUUCUAACUUGGACUUUGUCAUUUCUAAAUGAUGUUAACUUUCAUUUUGAUCCGAGAGCUGCUCAAGAUAGAUCAUAAGGGCUUGUUAGAAGCCAUACCACAACUCCGGGGCUCUCAGAGGAACCUUGAUGGUUCUCCUCCACAUGGUUGUGGUGGUGGUGGCAGUAGGGGUGAUGACAAUAGUGACAUACAGAUUCUUACAGUCAGUGACAUGGUCGUAAAAGAUUGCAGGUUAAUGUACCUGUGUUUAAAACAAGGCUGACGGCAUCUGUCUUGAAACACUGUCUUGUCUGAUGUGCCCAACAGGGAGUUUGAGAAGAUCUGAGGAGGGGUAAUGGCAUCAUGUAGCUGUGCUUGAAAGUAUGCCAGUCGGCUUUCACUGAAAGUUUAAAUAUGUGUGAUAUACUUUGUACAGAAGAAAGACAGAAUGUUUAAUCUAAAUGUUAAUGCCUACAGACAGCAAAGCUGCCUUAAUGUAUGUCGCAGCAGUUGGUGUGAAAUCUCUCAUCUCACCACACUGAUCUGUUAUCAAGCAAAGGUGAAAAACAACAUAGAUGAACCUAUAUGCUAUGAAUAUUUACAUCUUAUAUUUAUGAUGAAAAUUGCAAUAACAAUGCUACAUAAAUAAUGAUGAAGAAAAUGUUUUGCUAACAAAUUCUCUCUUUAUACAUACUAUUAACGGCUGAACUGGAAUGGAUGUAAACGCCCAUUUUGAAUUUGUUUUGGUCAAGGAGAAGUACCCACUUUCAGUAUUCCAGAUAUCUUGACAACAUUAACAUUCUUAUACACAGAGAGGGGGUGUCUUACUACUGAUGUAAAAUAUGAGAUUAGAGGUUUUUCACCGGCAACGAUAUGUUGGUUUCCCAAAACCGAAUAUCUGUGACCUUUUAAGAAAGUUUGUUCCUCUUUUCAGUCAAAAGGCAUAUGGCUUCACUGUGCAUUAAAUGCACCAAAGGGAACCAUGUUUAAGAUCUGUAAGAAGAUUAGUACCCACUGUGGUUCCAAUGAGUUGGAAUAAAAAUGGAUGAGUCAAGUA
Messenger RNA from Alosa alosa (allis shad), 2864 nucleotides. Its product is annotated as zinc finger protein aebp2-like. The record is from RefSeq and is a predicted model, not a curated record. The transcript is spliced from 9 exons. Gene Ontology annotation, cellular component: ESC/E(Z) complex. Bases 122 to 1522 code for a protein of 466 amino acids. Gene Ontology annotation, biological process: regulation of transcription by RNA polymerase II. NCBI's taxonomy places the organism in Eukaryota, Metazoa, Chordata, Actinopteri, Clupeiformes, Clupeidae.